Dermacentor albipictus is the source of this 14472-nucleotide messenger RNA. It is a transcript of the gene sfl, whose product is annotated as N-deacetylase and N-sulfotransferase sfl. Gene Ontology annotation, cellular component: Golgi apparatus. Gene Ontology annotation, molecular function: heparan sulfate N-sulfotransferase activity; deacetylase activity. The record is from RefSeq and is a predicted model, not a curated record. Lineage: Eukaryota; Metazoa; Arthropoda; Arachnida; Ixodida; Ixodidae.
GUAACAGAAAUGCACCGACCAUUUGCGCGUGCACAUAUAUGGCAAGUUAGUGUGCCAUAAGUGGUACUCUUCGUCCUGCGGAGCGACGGGAGCUUCGAAAUUCACAGCGGCCAGCGCGACCUCGAUCCGACGACUACGAAUCCAAGACGAAUGCAUACCAUGCCUGUGUGGAGCAACACAUUUUGACAGAGGUUUACUCACUGUCAACUUCUGCUACCCUUCCUUGCCUCAGAUGAUUAUCUUUCUAAAAAGGAUGUGAAAGGCACAGCUGGCGGGUGCCACCUGGAGCAUGGCUCCUGGCGGCUGAGCCAUGCUUCUGGAAAGCCUGAGUGCCGUGUCUCCCUGGUGCCAUGCCAGCCAACUCAGCAUCCGGCGCUGCAUGCUCGGGGCACUGGCCCUGGGCCUCUGCUCUCUACUCCUGUCUGUCUAUGUCAUCAACCACAACUCGUUCGGGGGUCUCCUGCGGUCACCCGUGCCACCACGCCCCACCUUCCAAUGCCGCUCGCAGCUUGAUGGAAGUGGACCUCGCGAGCAGAGUGCUGCCAAUGUACAUGCCUCCAGUGCGCAGCUCCGCCUUGACCCUCGCGUACUGGUGUUUGUGGAAACACAAUUCUCCAAGCUGGGCAAGCAGAUCUGUGAAAUCCUUGAGGGAAGCCGCUUCCGCUUCAAGGUGGAGACAACGGGCAAGACGCUGCCGGUGCUCACAAACCUGGACAAGGGCAAGUUUGCCGUGAUUGUCUUUGAGAACUUUGAAAAAUACCUCGCCAUGCACAAGUGGAAUAGGGAGCUCAUUGACAAGUACUGCCGGGAGUACAGCGUCGGCAUUAUUGGCUUCAUUCGACCACGCGAGGACACCUAUACAGGUGCACAGCUCUCUGGUCUUCCUUUGUACAUGCACACAAACAUGGCCCUGAAGGACUACCAGCUGAACCCUCUGUCAUCAAUUUUGAGGAUUGCUCGGGCUGGAGAAACAUUUUCUGGCAACUUGCCUGGUGAAGAUUGGACAGUGUUUCAGCCCAACCAUUCUACUUUUGUUCCCUUGGCACAGGCCAGAUCACAGCAUGAUGAUAUUGCUGAUGGCAAUGGACCGCACACUACUGUUGUACAGGACAUAGGGAGAUUCGAUGGCAUCCAGAGGGUUAUUUUUGGAAAUGGCUUUGGCUUCUGGUUGCACAAAUUGCUAUUCUUGGAUUCAAUUUCCUUUCUCUCACAUGGCAAGCUGAGUCUGCCCCUGCAGCGCUACCUUCUCAUAGACAUCGAUGACAUCUUUGUGGCUGAGCGGGGCAGUCGUAUGAUGACCCAUGAUGUGCAGGCACUACUGGAUGCACAGCAACAGUUCCGGAAAUUAAUUCAUGGCUUCCGCUUCAAUCUUGGCUUUUCUGGGAAAUUUUACCAUCGUGGAUCACACGAGGAAAAUAAAGGAGAUGACAUGCUGCUCUCUCAUGCCCACGAGUUCUGGUGGUUUUGUCACAUGUGGAGCCAUAGCCAGCCUCAUCUUUAUGACAAUGUGACGCUACUAGAGACUGAAAUGAGGCUCAAUCGUGAGUUUGCCAAGAAGCACCGUAUCCAGACAGACUCUGGCUAUUCAGUGGCACCUCAUCAUUCCGGUGUGUACCCUGUUCAUGAGCCCUUAUACGAUGCCUGGAAGAAGGUCUGGAACAUACGUGUAACCAGCACUGAAGAGUACCCACACCUUAGGCCAGCUAGGCUGCGCCGUGGAUUUGUCCAUCGUAACAUAAUGGUACUGCCAAGACAGACAUGUGGCCUUUAUACUCAUACCAUCUUCCUUGAGCGAUAUCCAGGUGGCAGAGAAAAAUUGGACAGAAGCAUUCAUGGUGGUGAUCUGUUCUACUUGUUUGUUUACAAUCCGAUCAACAUCUUUAUGACCCACCUGUCAAACUAUGGAAAUGAUCGUCUCUCUUUGUAUACCUUUGAAUCUGUGUUGAAAUUCAUAAAAUGCUGGACUAACUUGAAGUUGAGCACCAUUCCACCACUUCAGUUGGCGGAGAAGUAUUUCCAGAUGUACCCUGAUGAGACAGACCCUAUCUGGAUGAAUCCUUGUGAAGACAAACGCCAUCUGUCAAUCUGGUCAUCAAGCAAGUCAUGUGAACAACUGCCAAAAUUUCUAGUCAUUGGUCCCCAGAAAACUGGUACAACUGCGCUGUAUACUUUCUUGACCUUGCAUCCAACAAUAGCAAGCAAUCACCCCAGCCCAGACACAUUUGAGGAAGUGCAGUUCUUCAAUGGCAAAAAUUAUUACAGGGGUCUUGACUGGUACCAAAGCUUUUUCCCAGCACCUAAGAAUGGAAGUGCACCCUUUCUCUUUGAGAAGAGUGCGAAUUACUUCGAUGGGGAGCUGGUGCCUCAGCGUGCCCAUGCCCUCCUGCCUCGUGCCAAGCUGGUGACCAUCCUCAUCAGCCCCACAAAACGGGCGUAUUCCUGGUAUCAGCACCAGCGGUCCCACGGUGACACAGUUGCCCUCAACUUUACUUUCUAUGAUGUGAUCACAGCCAAUGACCACUCACCCAAGCCUCUACGGGAGCUACGUAAUAGGUGUCUUAACCCUGGUCUUUACGCACAGCAUCUAGAACGUUGGCUCAGUUUCUACCCACCACAACAGCUUAUGAUCAUUGAUGGAGAAGAACUGAAGUCUGAUCCAGUACGUGUUAUGAACAAGCUCCAAACAUUCCUUGCCAUCACCCCAUUCUUCGAUUACAGUGGAUCGCUGAGGUUCGACCCCCACAAAGGCUUCUUCUGCAAAGUGCUCUCCCAGAACAACCGCACCAAGUGCUUGGGGCAGGGCAAAGGGCGCCUUUAUCCACCCAUGGACAUUCGGGCUGAGAAGUUCCUCAAGGCCUACUACCUGUCACACAAUGUGGCUCUCUCCAAGCUGUUCAACAACCUCAGGCAACCUCAGCCCCAUUGGCUCAAAGAAGACCUUUCACGGGGAUGAGUCUGUUUGCUUCUUCUGUUUGCCAUUUUUGCCCGUAUUAAAGGGCAUGACAAAGUCAGGCUCUUCCCCUGGCCUAGCAAUGCAUCAUGGAACACUGUGCCAUAGUACCACUUGUGCCAGCAAGCUUGACUGCCUUGUGGAAAUUAAUAGAAAAGAGGCACAUAGGUCUUUUGUGCUCCAUGUCAUCCUGAGAUUUACCAGGAGUUUUCAUGACGCUGUAUAAACUAAGAUGCUAUACGGAAAUUUCUUCAUGAAAUAGACCAGGGUCUUAUUCUUGGGCCAUUUGCCACUUGGUCUUUGUUUUUCAAGUGAAAAGAAAGAGCACAUACUUUUUCAGUAUUUUUGGAAAGGGUGAAAAAAAUGAAGGAAUGGCUUCCUCCCUGAUUCAGCAUUGCUGAAGGAGAGGUGCAGUUGCUAUAAUCAGCUGACAUUUAUGUCUGCAUCUGCUCUUUGCACUUUUUUAUUCUUUAAGUUCUCACCUUGGUAUAAUUGGUCUUCAGACUUCAUUAAUGCACCAUUCAGCAGUCGCCCUGGUAUUCUUAAGUUGAGAUUUUCAUAAGUAGCUUAUCAUUAUGCCGAGCUUGAUUCACACAUAUGUUGGGAAAGUUUGGUGCUUUGAGUAGCGCAAGUUUACUUUUCGUAACAACUACCUAUUGUCUGUGAAAAGUUUGGGUCCUGAUGUCCCUGCAUUCUAUAAGGACUAAAUUGUUCGUAUAGGUUCUUGUAUACAAGAAAUGUCUGUGGGCUUGCCACUAGGAGCAGGAGUGUCCACUUUCGCCUAACUAAAUGUGUGGUGCACUUGCGCCUCUCUCAUAAAAGAAACUGCUGAUGCUCCUUGCCAAAGGCCUUGAGACCAGCAGCGCCUGGUGGAACAUUGAUGUUGUUUGUACCUCUGUGCCGUGUGCUCCAUUUGUGAAUGCUGUGCCAGCUAGGGCAACUGAAUUGCUGCUGAUAUUUUUUGGACUCAUGCCAUGUGUCCUGAAGUGUGUCACUCUCCUUGCAGACAUUUUAUAUACACAGUGGGAAAACACCUUUGCUCACUGGGUGUUCGUCUUCUGCCAGUUAGUUGGCUUGGCUUUGCAGAUGGAUCUUCAUAGGUGGCUCAAACAUGGUUUUCUCCUAAAUAUUGAAAACCUGGAGCAGUAUGUUACCUUUUCUUUCUUUUACUGUUACAUGUACAUUUAUGCUCAGUUUGUAUAAAUUACGUCAGUCUUUUAGCAUCAGACUGGGUUAAGUAAUGACAAAUUGUGGAGCUGAGACAGAAAGCAACUUCAGUGUCAUAUGUAUAUGUGGAUGUUGUAAUAGCCUGAAAGCCAUACUGAGCCAAUUUAUUUUCAUAAUAUGCUAUGGGUAUAUUCCGAUUGACAUUUCUUUUGUCUUUGCGGUGGUUGAAAAAAAAAUGUACAUACAAAAGAUGUCGAACUUGUAGUCCGUAUAUGUAAAUAUUUUGCUAUGUUGCUUUAGUUUUGCAGAAACAUUCACAAGCAUUUUGCAGAUGAAACUCUCUUUUCUAUAGUUAUUGUGUUUUGCCUUUUACUCAAAUUACACACUCCAAAGACGUAUACAUUGCACUACUCGCUGCAGCAAUUUCGCAGUUAACUUUGCAGUUAAUGCUUUAUGUUUCAUGUGACUCAAUUUGAAAUCAAAAAGCUAUUCGAAGCUAUAUGUGCUUUAUUGAGCACAAUACGGUCAAAACAUGCCUACAUUGGAAUAAAAAUAUACAGUGUAUCUAGUAGAACCUCGCUGCUAUGUUUCUGAGGGGAGGACGUUUAAGAAAAAUUAUUCAGGUAAGCAUGUGAUUUGAAGCCACUAAGAGGAAUAAUAGAGCUAAGACCUAGUACAAGGGCGUUUACCCCUGUACAGCCAAACCCAUUUAUCAUCAUCAGCCUAUAUUUAGGUCUACUGCAGGACAAAGGCCUCUCUCAGUGAUCUCCAAUUAUGCCUGUCUUGCACUAGCUGAUUUCAACUUGCACCUGCAAAUUUGCCUAACUUCGUCACCCCACUUAAAUUUCUGUCAUUCUCAACUGCUCUUCCCAUCCCUUGACACUCAUUCUGUAACUCUAAUGGUCCACCGGUUAUCUGCUUUACACGUUACACAGACUGCCAAACUCCAUUUUCUUCCCCUAAUGUCAACUAGAAUAUCGGCUAAUUGACACAUAUAGUUUAACCCACUUAUAUCAAUACUUUUAUAUGCCAAGAAAUUCAUUGUUAUAACUGGUAAUUGUUAUAGUCGGGAUGUACAAAAAGAAACAGGUGGCAAGCAUUCAAGCAUUUUAACUAGACAGAAAGAAGUACUAUAUUUACUGGCAUAACUUCAGCACCCUUUUUUCUUACUUUAGCACAUCGAAAAGGGGGGUACACAAAUCACGCGAAAAUUUUGCAAACACAUCCUAAAUGUCUACGGUGUACCCCCAGUUAUACGUCCUCGGAUUUUCAACGUCCCUGGUUUUACGACAGAUUUAUGCAGUCCCGGUGAACUCCCCACCCAUGCGAAACUGCAAAACCGGAUGAAUGAGAAGCUCCGUCAGUUCCCAGCAGCUCCCUCACAGCACCGUCCCCUCCGUUAGAAAGGGGAGAGUGCCCCUUCACACGCGGAAAGCUCGGACUGAUUUACGGGUUCCUUCCUUGUCUCCUUUUUUCCUUCCCUCGUAUUCGCUGCCAUCGCAUUGUUCGUUUCCCUUCCCUCUCUUUAUGUCACUCAACUGCCUCCCCCUUCUUUGCCGCCUGGUUGCACUUUCUCUGUUUCGGCAUUUUCUCUCAGCAGUGCCUGCUCCUGUCACCGGAUGCAUUCGUGUAUACAACCGACAGUAUUUUGAGCACUGUGCCAAGCUCGCUAACUUCGUACAGUGCCAAGAACUUUGUCAGCCGCACACUUCAACAUGUCCUGCGUGUCCAGUGCCAAGUCUUGCGCAAGUGAAACUAUCUCCAAAAGCAAAAGCCAGAGAAUACCCCCCUAGCGCGUAUAGAAGGCACAAGAGCAUGUGCAAGAAUCGAACCCAUUACCCACCGGAAAGUCCGCAGAUUGUGUCCGAUACGCAUGUUCACACAUGCAGUUCGGAGCUUUGUAUACGCACGAGCACACAGGACUUCUCACGCAUAUGUCGUUAGGUUUCUGGUUUCACGUGGGUAGUCGUAUCAUGCCGAUACUGCUGGCUGCUUACGAGCUUGUGCUGAUGGGCUUCUGCGGGGCAGGACAGGGAGCACAAAAUAUGCUAGUAACAAUUUUUUUCUAGUUUUUUUUUUUUUCAAGAACCAGGGUGAUAAUUUACGGGCGUGCAAAUAACCUAACCAGUUUUAACAUUACUCAGGUGUAACAAUGAGCAGCAGCUGUACCUUCAACUUUUGUGUGUGUCCUAUGGUUAAAUAAACCGCUUGUUCCCAUGCCGCAUUAUUGGCUAUAACAAUUAAAUCUGGCUACUUGGAGUCUGCACGUUUGUGCCACGCACCCCGCACGGCAUGUUAUUGUCAGUCCUCUCUGGUCUCCCUUCCACCCCUCUGAAGUCUGCUAUAGGGUGAAAAUUAGACUGGAGAGGUGCAUGCGAUGUCGGCAAUAUGACGCGUGCCAUACGGAAUGCGCAGCUCAAAGGUGAGUGUGAAAAAGCAACUCACGCUUCUUGUGCUUUUCUUUUUGCAAGAAUUUUGCAUUCCAUUUCCUUUCAGCACACACACCCAGUAGCCAGAUUUAAUUUUUAUAACCGACAAAGUGACAUGAGAGCAUUGUAGUAUGCGGUUUAUUUUACCAUAGAACACAUACAAAACUUGAUGGUGCAUUGACUGCUCAUUGUUAUAUCCAAUAUACCCUAGUGUUAAAACCGGUAUCGUUAUAAGAGGGUUCGACUUCAUUCAGAAAUGCAUCUUUAAGCCGAUGCUUGAUUUGAACUAAAUAAUGAAUGUUGUGAAUGUGCCUAAUAAAGCACCGCGAGUGUCUUGAGCACGUUCUUGCCAGGCGUCAUUUAAAUGAAGUCAAGCAUGUUACAGUUAAGGAUGCACUUCAGAAUACUAGGGUUAAUGAUGUUUUCACUCAUUCAAAAUAUAUUGGUUACCUUCUACAGGCACAUGUUCCAACUUGUUGAGAGGAGAGCUUGUUUUAAGAGGCCAUGAAUAUGGUCUGCCAUUCUUAGCGUGCAAGAAACUACACAGCUGUCAAAACCUGUAACUGCCUGAGUGAGAGCAGCUGCUGCAGUAACUUCUUUCCUGCCACUGUCAUUGCAAUGGAAGACUUCAUCUUCUUGCAUCUCUGACAUGAUUUCUGCCACACUUUAGGUUUGUGCUCUGGGAUGUUGAUAACUUUCUUACAAUUAAGCCAACUUAACUGCUUUGGGUCACAAGAAAUGUUUGCUAUAAGAGAGGUUCAUUUCACUUGCUCUUGACCCAACAAAGCACCGGCACCACUCCACAUCAAAGAAAAUUAAAUCAACUUGUCCACAUUUAUUUCUGGCCAUGCAAAAUAUAUUGGUUAAUUAUUAAUUACAGUUAAUUAAUUAUACAUUGAUUUGCAUAACUAUCUACAACUGAAAACUCCCUUUAGCAUAUCAAAGAUGCCAGUAUGGGCUCUACAUCAGGAUUCCAGCAUGUAAAUCAGAGCCUUUAGGCAUCAAAUUCAGCAUAUCGAAAAUGAUUACAUAGGGCUUCGUGGUGUUAAAACAACCCUUGAGGGAGUUGUUAGAUUGUAGGAUUGUUUCACAUGUGAAAAUAAUGCACAAAGUGAUCUUUUGCCAAAAACAUGUUAUUUCUUUGCUUAUGUUAUUACAUUCCUUAUGUUAUUUCUUUGUUUUAAAACAUGCUUAAUUCUUUUGUUAGCAUAGGAAAAUGACCAUUUUUCAGGAACCAAGAAAACAAGUUUUUCUUUUUUCUUUUUUUUUGUCUCUAUAGACAAGGUUACAGCAUAUAAUGUUCUAUUAUAAAUUGUAUAAAUCUAGUUUUUUCCAUAACCUGCAAGAAACCUGUAAUAAGUAAUGAAAAAAUUUUUAUGAAGCCAGCAUAUUCAUAGCCACUUAAAAAAGAAAAGUCCAUAUAUAUAAAUGUCAAAAGAUAUUCAGAAUAUAUGUUUCAACGACAAAUGUUCCAAGAACAGUAACAUACUGAAAUCUGAUUGAAGUCUUCAAUCACCAACGAUCAGUUAGAAUAGGCAUGGCAGCAAAAGAGUUCACUACAAAUUAGAAAUGUUGUGGGUUCAUUCCCAUCGCAACCAGACAGCCACUGGUUUACAUGGGCACAAGCAUACCCCAGCCUCACGUUCAGCAUUCUUCAGGGGUGAUACGCUUGGGAAUGGAGCGUGCCCCCUAAAUUCCUGUCGAAACCUUUGUGAGCACAAAAAUGAGGUUUAGGCCACUCCCAUGGCAGCCAUUUCCCAUGUGGCAUCUCAAUGCACCUAUUAGGUGGCGAUGCCCUUGUGUUGGACCAAACUCCCCUUUUCAAGCAUUGAGGUCCCCUAAUUUCCGAGCACCUAGCCAGGAGCGCACUUGUGCCUAUUUUUACCAGUAGGUACCCAGCAGCAACACUAUUCUGCCUCCCACAGCUCCAGUGGAUGCCCUUCAACAAGGCUGUCUGGGAUUAUACAAAGGGCACUCGGAGACCAUCCACAUGAUCCCUGUACACCCCCUUUCGAGAUGCGAACCCCCACAAGUAGCGGCGCGCCAGACCGGGGGACAUCUCUACCCAUUAGAAAAACCAGUGGGCUUCCACCGGCACCAGGGUUUCCACCGGCACCAGGGUUUAAACCCAGUGCCUCCCUCAUUCAAGGCAGAUGCACUACCACUGGGCUAUCACUGCUGUGAACUAGUUGGUACAUAUCUACUAGAAUGCUUGGGGACAGUGUGAAGCUGUGGGACAAGAUUAGACUGCAUGAACACAGUCUUGUCUGUGCUCGUGUUGUCCCUCUAAACAUUCAGUGUGCAAGGAAGGCAACCAUGAAAGUUUAAACAAUCUCUAGUGUGUUUAGGACCCCCCCUACCUCCACACUGCCCGCCCAGUGCACUUAACAUACUUUUCCUCUCAUUUUCAAAUGCACAAGCUAGGAGGGCUUCCUUCACACUUCUUGAUUUAAACGUUGGGUAGUUGUGAUGAAACUGUGCCGCAGUUUUGUCUGCCUGUUUUAUCCAAACUGGCACAGCAGCCGUGUCAUUGUACGUGGGGGGCAGUCUGUAGGCUCCUUACUGAGAUUUUUGGUUAAAGAGGACUUUUUUUUAUUAAGUAAAAAUUCACUUAAAGGAGGCUGUUAUAAGUGGCACAGUAAAACAUGCCAUCUGUCACUCCUGGAACAUACCUUCUAAUCAACAUUUUGUGAAACUUGGAAAUUGUGUUGUCAGGAUCAUAGGGACAGGCAAAGAAAUAGGGGUAUUUUUGGCAUGCCCUAUUAUGUGCCUGUGAACCCCAAGAACAUGUCAGCGAGGUUCUACUUUUUGGUAUACAAAAGUUGGGAAAGUUAUUGACAAAGAAGUACAUUGGAGUUAGUGACCUGCUUUCAUGAACUACUUAAAUGGAGUUGUGGAGAAAAAUAGUCAUGUACAUGUAUUCAUUUUUGUUAAUGUUUGUGUCAUUAAUAUUAUGUUUUUCGGUCGUGUGAGUGGUCUCGUAAAAUUGAUCUUGUCAUACACUUGCGUGGGUCCCAUAUUAUCGUGGGGCACUGGGUUAAUAUUGGGGUUAGUUGUGAUCUGUUGCUUUGCUCAUGUUGUUGGCAUCUAAUACACAGGCACUGACACACAGAGGCUGCCAGUAACUUUCCUACUGGUUGUACCAUGGCACCACUGAAUCUGUUAGAGCAAGCCAGGGUAGCUGUGCAACCUAAAUGUUUGGGGGCAACAGAAGAGCAAAACACGUUGCUUUUUAGUGGAUCAUAGAGAACGAACAGAUCGCAUUUGUGAAAGCAAUAAAAAGAAAGAAUUACUGACAGGCUACAUGACCUGGAUGAUAAUAUAACUACUUCCACAGUAUGGAAUACACAUUCUCAACAUUAUAAUGGUUUCUUAAGAGUGAUAUGUCAGAACUAGCUGCUAUUUUUGUUUGAUGCAUAGUUUCUUACGCUUUUGCUGGUUCAUGCAGCUAUGGGUACUUCAACAACUGUGUUAUUUAAUUGGGAUGAUCAAGAAUAUGGUUGGUAUUCAAGCUUGAGGGCGACUUCUGAGGACUUGGUUGUGGGAAAAGUGUGAGGGCUGUCCUUGCAUAACAAAUCUCAACAUCUAAAAUUUUUCCUCUGUUUCUAUAGUGAUAUUUCUUUAAUCUUUAACUCAAAUUAAUAAUUUAAGGAAGGAAAACUGUCUCAAAUUUUGUUGUUGGGGCUCCUAAUAUAUGGCAUAAACAAUUCUGCUGCAAUAAAGUAGUUUUUUUUUUUAACUGUGUUUAUAAUCGGUACUUGUAUUUCCUUUUGUGCACCUUAAUGGCCAACGCAGCUGCACCUCAUGAAAUAGAAAAGAUAAAAUGUACUGCUCUCAGUGGGCACAUUUCAUAAUGUUGUAAAGCUACAUUUUCCAAAAAUGAACCGUUCUGUUUUCUUGCACGAUGAUGCACAUGGGACCUCUCCAGUUUACUUGGAUCAGACAACAGCCUGAGAACUUUUAUUGGAGAGAAAACUGUCUCAUUAUCACAUGAGCUAACUGCUGAUGACUACUGAAGAAGCCUCCGGAAUUUGGGCUUUCCUUUGCACUUUGUGAGAGAUGACCAUAGUAAACAAUUCUUGCGCAGUAAAUGAAGACUUUUUUAAGUUCUUUCCCUUGCCAGCAGGUCACUAGUGUCCCUUAACAUGGCCAUUUAUGUUUAUGGGGAUGAGAUAGUGAGCAGUUGCUGAAAUUUACGAAUAUAUCAUUUACUAUUCAAAUAGGGGCUGGCUGUCUUUUUCUACUCACCUCUCCCCUAGCAAACAACCGUGUACUUAGUUUGGUGGCACUGCCAUCAGCAUUGAGCAUACAGCUGCUUUUCACAUAGCUGCACUUAAAAUCACUUUAUCAAAUAAUUAAUCAUCUCAGGUUCACUGCAUUAUGUUCCCUGCCUCAUGUAAAGAAAAACAAACCACUGGCCAGAGAUCCUCGCUGUAGUCGCAAACAACUCAAGAUUUCAGAGUGGAAAAGCUUCUUCUGCAAAGCAUAUUAGGCCAGCCACGUGCUUUGUAUGUAGUUGUUUUCAGAAAGAAGCUUUCUGUGCUCUUGCACAUUAAGAACUACAAUAAUAAAGGAUUUUGAAUAGUGCUAGUAUGUGAGUAGACUACAAGGAAAGACAGACCUGUCCUUGUAUUCUACUCAUGUGCUUGCGCUAUUCAAAAUCCCUUCUCAUUGUAUACCAGCAGGCCCAAAUUGCUGCGGGUUUGUAUAAUAAUAAACUUUGAAAUAUUCCAAUCAAUAAAAUUGAAAUUCUAUGCGUGAGUGCAUCAUGAACCACCUGGCUGGUGGACAUGUGGCUCUGCCAUCAUAGGAUAAGUCGGCCAAACUCCUACCAGAGGAAACGGCAUGUUUUGAACAUUUAUAGUGCCAGAUUUCAUACCACUCAUUUUCCCUACAAAAUUUUGCUGCAACUUCAGCAUUGACCGUCACAAUAGCUUGUAUAUGUUGAAGUAGGAAUACUGUGUUAGAAAUUAUCACAAGUGCUGACAGUCUGCUACAUCUUAACUAAAGUUCGACUGCUUUAAACAGGAACGGGCAUGUAUGCAUGCAUUACUAGUACACAAUUCAGUGUUCAUGUACCCUUCUGCAACUGCAGCAGCUCUCCAAAGCAUUCUAAAGCUUGAAGUUGCAAUGUGAAAUAAGGUUUUAUUAUGGCGCAGGUCUUUUGUGCUGGCAUAAAAAGGCAAAGAGAAGCUUUCUUUAACUGUUCACUAUUGGCAGCCACGUGCAGUCAGACUUGUACAUGCCAUCUUGAUCACAUGUGGUCACUUAAACUCAUGGUCACUUAAGGCAGUGUAGCAUAACUGACUGAUGAUUGAAUGUAUUUGAGGUGUAUUUGCCGCUGCGUUCUUAUCCUGCGACUGAUGAUAGGCUUCCUAUCUUAUGUCAUUUUUCUCGUUUUAGAGGGCAGCAUAGGCCACCAGUGUGUUUUGAAUAAUGCCAUUCAAGAACUGUGAGCCCUAAUCGACAAUGUUUAAAAGGAAGCAAUUUCAUUCUUUCUACCAUGCAGCAGAUACUUUAUGAACAUAAUCAGAAGCCACCUUCAUUUGAGGCAGCUUUUUUUUUUCUUGCUUUUGUAACCUGUGACUGAUAUUUAGCAGUUCAUAUUUGACAAAUUAUUAACCAUCCAGUUUCUGAUUCUGAACGUGACCUGAUUAUCUUUGCUCCAAGUUUUUUUGCCAGUUUUCUUUUUUGUUAACUUUACAAGAAUGUUCUUGCUUUCCAGCCCUAUUUGGCUGAUAAAUUAUUCCAAGAAUGCUUUUUAUUUUUGUUUGUUUAGUGGAACCAGGAAACCAGAGGCCACAGCUCUACAAAUAAAUUCUUAAGUGUGCAUCUUUUGCUCAUAUACAUGAUAUGAUACAUGGGUAGAAGGCUGGGAUAUUGUACACAAAAGCUGUAUGUUUAAACCUUAUGAACUGUGCCAUACUGAAUGAAAUGUUAUGGAUAGUAUGCUGUUUCUUUUUUGUUCCUGAAGGCUGUGUGUAGUGCAGCAAGGGAGUUUGUGUUCUUUACCUGUAUAAUCGUAAAGUGAGUGGAAACAAAUCAAGUGGUGUGCUGGGAUUCAUCCAUUUUCCAGCAGCUAGUGCCUGAAAGCAAGAAUCCAGUCUUCUGCCUCUUUGGAGCAAGCGUGUUGGCAGCAUGGCAUGCACAGUGCUAUCAGUGAUGGUGCAUAUGAUUUGCUAACGAGCAGAUGCAAGGAAUCGCAGCUCAUUACCUCUAAUGGUAAAGCACAAGCGGUGUGCUGCAUCUCCCUGCUGGGUGCAUUCAUGACCCCGCAUUCACUAACAAACCACUAGUCUUUCAGGGUGACAUUUGCGACAGAAGUGCCAUACAUUAAACUGCCAGUGAAGCUGUUUUAUGUGCCUCAUCUUCCAGAAUUUUGCCCUCCCUCUACGAUGCCUUCCUCCUCUGUACCAAGUCAUGUCUGUUCUUGACUCGUGACAAUCUGUCAUUCAAUUAGAUUGUCUACAGGUCUGUUAAUUACUUUUGUCUGGCUUGACGUGGUUUUAGUAUUUUAUUGCAUGGUGCUAGCUCUUUCAAUUCAGAAUAGAAGGCAAUAGAUAUUUCUUGUCUAUUGUGUUGAUAUUAAUGUGCAUUAUUUUCUGUGUAAUACAGAAGUGUUUGCAAUGGAAGGGAUUUUAUGUCUUUGCUUUUUUUUUAGUGCAGUUAUAAACAUAUGGUAACGUCAUACUUGGUGGUUUGGGUUUGUCUAUCUCAGGGUAGAUUGAAAGGCUGGUGUAAUUUCUGUUUGCCUAAUUUAAUGAUUGAUGUGUGUUAUGUCUUACUGUUUGUCCUUGUUGACUUUUGUCUAAUUAUGUACUGUAGAGAGUUAGAGAAUUAAAAGGCUGCAGAUUGUUUUGAAACAUGAGGCCACAGCAAGAACAAAAAACUAAAAAAACGAAGUGACAGUAGUUCAAGACCAUCUGCUUGGCUUUUCUUUUGCUUUAUGAAGCAGGCUGACGUCUGUUCAUCAAAAUGAAAAAGUUUGUCAUUUGUUUUUUUUCACUGGCUCAGAAGUGCUAGCCACAGCAGUUGUAUGAAAUCCUGCCUGCACAAAUGCCACCCAUCUGAGUUUCUACUUGCAGUAUUUUUUGGCAAUGCUGUUGUUCUUAUAUUUAUACACUUGUCGUGAUUACUACUUACUAAAUGUCUGCAGAUGUAAUAUGUGUCCUUAGGCAACUUUUGGUACGAGAAAGGCACUCCUGGCACCAGCUGGCCAAGGCCCUGUGCCAGUCACAUCUUUUAUCUCGUGUGGCCGUCCCAGUGAAGAAGCGAGGCAAAGAACUUUGAAUAUUUAUUCAAAAGCUUGUGCACAUGCAUAAAGGUAUACUUUUAAUUUUAAUUAAGCUGGCAUCAACCACUAAUGAAUCUUGGCUCCUUAUAUUGCUUCUUGUUUUGUACUGUUUGUGUAGCAGCUGCUCUUUGUCUGUGGAAAUGUGAAAUAGCAUUAGUUACUGAGCUUAUGGGGCAAAAGAGUCUUAAAAAGAAAAAGAUUGGAUGGCACAAUAGGCUUGCGUGAAAGCAUUAAAGCCUGGAGGUUUCCAGCUUUUGGGGUCUGUUCAGCGGCUAGUGUUUGGACUGCAGUUCUCAUACAGCAGCAUGUUUCAAGGGUGUACAGAAAAUUUACUGUUAUAGCAUCGUAAAUAUACAAUGUUUCCCAUUGUUAUUUGACUUUGUUUAUGCCAUCUUUUUAUUUGCUUUCUGUGAAAGCUUCAUAUGCUAGCAAGUUGUAAGAAAUGAAAUGUGUGCAUAUUGUACAUUACAGUUUGCAGAUGUGUGUUAUAAUUUGCAUCAUUUAGCCUUGCUUUGUUUGCAAUGUAUAUGUGCUAAAUUGCCACAAAAUUUAUUGAUGUUUUAAAGCCAUGAACACCUAUGUUCCCUGUGUUCACUAGUUAUAUUGCCCACAAUAAAAAUGAAAGCAGUUGA